This is a messenger RNA of Daphnia magna, 2183 nucleotides long. RefSeq lists its product as uncharacterized. Gene Ontology annotation, molecular function: potassium ion leak channel activity. Gene Ontology annotation, cellular component: membrane. Gene Ontology annotation, biological process: stabilization of membrane potential; potassium ion transmembrane transport. The record is from RefSeq and is a predicted model, not a curated record. Bases 84 to 2183 code for a protein of 699 amino acids. The transcript is spliced from 2 exons. Lineage: Eukaryota; Metazoa; Arthropoda; Branchiopoda; Diplostraca; Daphniidae.
AGCUAAGAAGAUAACACCAACACGUUACAAAAAAACCCCAAAAAUAUUAACAGAAAGAAAAUACAAAAGUUACCAAGUUUGGGAUGCUGAUAGAUAAGUUUCUAUCGAAUGAGAACGGACUAGUCAAACCGGAGACCAUCUUCAGCAAACCGGACGAGAAUCACAACGAUCAUAUCCACAGACACGCAGAGUGCCUCAAACCAUAUGAUCCAGCAACUGCGCGCAAGUCAAUCAGUCGCGGACUGGCCUACAAAUUAUCCAUCGGCGGAAUAGUCAACAAAACAAAAAUCUCCCCGGCGGAACAGCAACAAAGCCCAUCAGAAGUGACAGACAUAACUGAUCCAGCACCAGCCAGCAGAAGUGAACAGACUCCAUCCGGUAGAACUGAGCCGAUUCCAUCCAGCAGAAGUGAGUUCACGCCAGCCAGUAGAACUGAACCGGCAAUGAAUUCGCGUGAAUCAGCGGCGGCUAACAAAAUGUACGGCAUUCCGGCCGGAAUUGACACGCUGAUGGAUGAAGAGGAUGAAGACCCGACGGUGAUUUAUCCAACCAUAAGUGCGGAUAAUACUGGUGGCAUUAGCAAUGCUGGAAACGGUCCCAGGGUUAACAACAACAGUGGCGGAGUCGGAUCGAAAAUUAACACUGGCCUGGGCCCUGGAUUCGGCAACGGUCCUGUAAGUGAUGCAAAACGUCAGACUUCCAGCGUAGUGAAGAACACGAGGCCACCGCAGACGUGGAAAGCGGGCAAAGCGAGCGCGGAUUUAGUGCCAGUUGAUCCUUCGAAAAACAUAUCGAAAGAAGUUCCAGCCAAAACGUGGAAAGCUGUUCGUUUCACUUCCACCAUUUCCAGGGGUUCAAACACGACGGCGUCGAUCCUCGUCACUAAAAGUGUCCAGACAGUCUCGACGGCCUACAAACUGCGACUGAAUCGAUGGCCCGUCUGGAGCAAUAACGUUGACGACGGAUAUUAUCACGGACGUCCAGUCGCGGUCGAAGACGUUGGUUACCACCAUCCACUUUGGAUGCGAAGGAUCUUGUCCUUCGUUUUCUCUCAGUUCGGUAUCGUCCUGUUUUUAACGAGCUGGAUCAGUGGUCACGCCGCCCUCUUCCAGCAUUUGGAGCAACAACCCGAUGUCAAGUUAGUGAACGACGUGGUGGCCAGCCGUAAUGAGCUGGUCAUUACUUUGGCUACUGAACUGCGUCAGGUCUUUCCUUACGAGAUGGCCUGGAGGCGUAAAAUUGACGACUACUUCAUCAAAUUUGAAGCCACGCUCAAUAACGCCACAGCGCGUGGUUACUCCACCAACAGACGGGCCUUCUACAAGUGGGACUACCUCGACUUCCUCCUGUUCAGCUUUCAACUCGUCACCGGACAAGGAUACGGGACGGACGUACCAAAGACGGAAUGGUCGUUGUUGCUCAGCAUUCCGUGCGUUCUGAUCGGGUUGCCUUUCAUGUGGCUCUUCCUGAUCGACUUGGGAGCCAAAUGGGCAGACACGUUAUCCAGUAGCAUCCAGCGCUUCCGCUGGAACUUGGCCCGACGCUAUCCGGACGUCGUCUCCUUACAAAACGACACGGGGAUGUUGCAGCUACCUCCGUCCCUUCGCCACCUGAAUCAAAAUGGACUGGAACGAUAUAAUGAAAAUGCACCGGUCAUCAGGACGUACCAAAAUGGAAAUGGCGGACGGAUGCUGCCUAAUGGAGAUGCUCAAGAUUCACGGUUCUAUUCUCACGCCCAAGAAGAGAAUUCGUCUACUGUGAGAUCAGUGUGGACAGUAGAGCCAGUGACAUUAGCCAUGGAACCGGAACCAUCCGCCAAAGCAGCGAAACUGUUGGACGUGCCUGCUGAUGAAGUGUAUCAUCACGCCACACCUUGGGUGGCAACUGUUUUCAUUCUUUUCUAUCCAUUUCUUGGAAGUUUAAUCUUUGGAUACUGGGGCAAUUUGCCGUUUACCACCAGUUUCGUUCUUCCUCUCACGUCUUUGAUACUCAUCAGCCCGCCCAUCUUGUUCACCAGCUUCUUGUGGAGGAGCUUGUUCCAUGUGUACGUCCUCAUUGGAUGGGUUCUACUGAUUGCAACCUUCUUAUUGUGGCAUCGAUCGUGGCGCGACAUUCUCAGAAACUGGGCUCAUGAUCUCAGCAUUAAACAUUCCACGAAGACUUACCCUCUUCAGAUGAGAUAA